Messenger RNA from Lactuca sativa (garden lettuce), 468 nucleotides. The record is from RefSeq and is a predicted model, not a curated record. NCBI's taxonomy places the organism in Eukaryota, Viridiplantae, Streptophyta, Magnoliopsida, Asterales, Asteraceae.
AUGUCAAUCACAGACAAACCCUCCUCUACAAUUAAUAUCAAACACGCAGUCCCAUUCUUUCUAGAUUUGGAUCAAAUGAAUUACGAUAUUUGGCGAGAACUAUUCGAAAUUCACUGUAUCGGGUAUGGUGUCGAUGAUCAUCUCAAGUCCUCUGCUCAAAUAACGACUGAAAAAGAAAAAGAAAAAGACAAAGCAACAGAAGAAUCAAUGUCUGCGAAGGAUGCAUGGGUUCGCAAGGACUCUAUCGUAAAAUCAUGGCUAUAUGCCACUCUCUCUAUCCCUCCUCUCAAUAUGAUCUUUAAGAAGCAAACAACAGCUUUUGAAAUAUGGGAAAAUCUUGAAAAAGUUUUUCGAGAUAACAAAGCCUCGAAAAUCAUUCAGCUUGAUCGAGAAUUGAAAAACAUCUCUCUUGGUAACUCUUCCAUCAUAAAAUACUAUAACAAAUCAAAUCCCUUGUUGAUAGAUUAG